Messenger RNA from Drosophila takahashii, 1274 nucleotides. RefSeq lists its product as uncharacterized. NCBI's taxonomy places the organism in Eukaryota, Metazoa, Arthropoda, Insecta, Diptera, Drosophilidae. Gene Ontology annotation, cellular component: NuA4 histone acetyltransferase complex. Gene Ontology annotation, molecular function: histone binding. Gene Ontology annotation, biological process: chromatin remodeling; regulation of transcription by RNA polymerase II. The record is from RefSeq and is a predicted model, not a curated record.
AUGUUUUCGUUGGAACGGAACUGCUUUUAUUCAUCCAAGAUCACAUGUACAUAAGUAUGGAAGUGCCUGUAGAAGGAAACGCAAAGUUUUGUACAUAUGUAUGUGUGUACCUGUGUAAACGCAAAUUAAAGGUGCUUCGAUCUGUGCCAAAUAUUAAGUAAAUGAAGAUCUUAAUUGUUUUACCGUACGCACAAGCGAUCAACUUUUACAUAUGUAUGUGGACGGACAUAUGUAUGUAUGUAUUCGAGUGGAAGGAACCCCAAAACAUAUGUAUGCAUGUAUGUAAACAUGCUAGCAAAGUUAAAACGUAACACGAGUGCGAAUAUAUACAUACAUACAUAGUACAUAUACACUGGAAAGAGGCUUCCAGUAUUUUUGGAAUGGGUCGAUCAACAAGGAAAAGCCCCUAAAAUCUGGUCCAAACAAUGUUUUUUCCAAGGGAUACGUCGAAAUGAGCUACACGAACCUCCUGCGGCAGCAAAACGUGGUGGACGACUGUCAGCGAGUGAGUUGCAACCGCGGACCGGCGUCCAAUCUCGCCGGGCGCUGCGUGAUCAGUCGCGACAUCGUCGUCGGCUGCCGGAUGGAGCAAUGCGAUCCCGACCUGCCCUACAUGCUGGAGCCCACGUGGAUGGUCUACCUGCGAUCCGGUCGCGAUGGCGGCGACCUGUCCCGCUUCGUGCAGCGGGUCACCUUCAAGAUGUCGCCGCGACUGCCGCUGCGGCUGCACGUGGCGGACAGUGCUCCGUUCGAGAUCAGCGAGGUGCUGGGCAGCGACUUUCCGGUGGAGGUGCAGGUGCAGUAUGUGGACGCCCGCAUGUCGGAUACCUCGUACGUCUUCCGGCCGCGCGUGGUGCGCGAGGGUCACGGCGGGAUCAGCGAGGAGAUGCCCGACAAGAUGAUAUUCGUGAAUCCCACGCCCUCGAUGCGAAUGAGCCUGACGCCCGUUUAUGUGCCGUCCGUGAGUGUUGGUGGUCCGCCCAAAACCAGGGGACCGGCCGAGCCCGAGUCGGAGAAACAGGGCGAGCGGAAGGAACGGGAUCGCGAGCAGGUGGGCGAUGUGGCACGGCAACCCCAAGCGCCGACCACGCUGCUCAAGAAGCGCCUGAGCGUGGGUGUGGGGCACUACUCCAUUGGCCACCAGUAAAACUCAAUUCACAGCUCCUACUUAUCCCAGCGACACACACACCUCUCAUCGCCAAGGUCGAAUCCGCCCAUUUUGUGUGUAUUCCUCGUUCCGGGGUGGUUUGCUGCGUCCUUGGCCCCGCCUUCUU